Scylla paramamosain (green mud crab) is the source of this 3540-nucleotide messenger RNA. RefSeq names its product protein amalgam-like. Bases 755 to 2155 code for a protein of 466 amino acids. Gene Ontology annotation, cellular component: neuron projection. Lineage: Eukaryota; Metazoa; Arthropoda; Malacostraca; Decapoda; Portunidae. The record is from RefSeq and is a predicted model, not a curated record. The transcript has 11 exons.
GCGAGGUCCGCAGUUGGUCGGCGGACGGUAGUGAGGGAGGGCGUGUGACAAAACAAACUCAACGCUACAAAUGACCAGUGAUUUUGAAAGCUUAGAAUAAUGUGAAGGAAAAAAAAAUGACCUAUCGCGCCCACAGUGAUGAAGUGAAUAGAAACAAACCGUGAUAAAGUGGCGGAGAGAGAAAGAGACUCGUGAUUGAGAUAAACUGCAGAGACGCGCAGCAGGAGAGGAAAAAAAAAAAAGGGAAAAAGAAAGUUAACUCUACGAACAAGGAAAUGUAAUGUGAGACAGAAAAAAAGAAAGAAAGACAGAAUAAUUAAAUAAGAGAAAGAGAAAAAAAAGAAACAGAAAAAUUACAAAUACUUGAUGUUAAAAAGUUACUAAAAACUAGAGAAAAAAAAACUAAGAAAACAAAACAUACAAAAAAGAAAACAGGAAAUAAAAGACGAAUCCAGUGAAAAAAAGACAAAACCAAGACAAAACAAAGCGAAAAAAGAGAAAAGGAAGACAACAGAGAGAAAAAGAUAAAAGGAAAAAAAGAAAAGAACAAAAAAAAAAACUGAAAUGGUGGCCAGAAAGAUCCUCUCUAACGCACGCUACUGCCUAAUACAUUCAAAAAGACCACCUCGGCACUAGGAAGAAGGCGAGGAAGAAAAGAAGAAAAAGGAGGAGGAGGAGGAGGAGGGGGAGGAGAAGGAGGAGGAGAGAGAGAGAGGAGAGAGCAGGAGGAGUACAAGGAAAACGGCUCCUCAAAAUGGCGGCUCUCACCUCCCUCUUGUCUUCUUUCUUGAAAUACCUGCCGCUCUUUCACCUGGCGUGCUGCGUGCUGCGCGUCGCUGCGGCAGGAGGAGGAGAGACCUUGAUGCCGCAGUCCAGGAGCGAGGUCACCAAUUUCACGGCGGCAGUGGGCAAGUCGGCCUCGCUUUCCUGCCGCGUCCAGAACCUCACUCUAUAUAAAGUGGCUUGGUUUCAUAUGGACAGGAAGAUGCUACUCACACUGGACAAAAUGGUGGUGACCCGCAUCCCUCGCUUCUCCGUGACCCAGGAUGACCCCAACACCUGGACUCUGCACAUAGACGCCGUGACCCGAGAUGACCGCGGCCAGUACAUGUGUCAGGUCAACACGGAACCCAUGGUCACCCAAAGCGGCUACCUUGAUGUUGUGGUUCCCCCGGAGAUCGUGGAUGACCUGAGCAGCGGGUCGAGUGUAGUAGUGCAGGAAAACGGAAACGUGACCCUUACUUGCCACGCCGAGGGGAAUCCGAAGCCUCGCAUCUCUUGGGUGAGGGAAGACCAACGUGCCAUCACCAUCAGCAAGCGCAGCAAAGUAGUGAAGCACGAGGAACCGACGCUGAGGCUGCAGAAGGUGUCGAGGCGGGACAUGGGCGCCUACCUGUGCAUCGCCUCCAACGGUGUGCCGCCCUCAGUGUCCAAGAGGAUUGAGCUUAAAGUUCAGUUCUCCCCUAUCGUGCUCCUCCCUAACCAGCUGAUGUCGGCGCCUCUCGGUUCGUCUGUGUGGCUGGAGUGCAAGACGGAGGCGUACCCUAGAGCCGUCACCUUCUGGAAACACAAUCACACAAUGGUCAUGUCAACCAAUAAGUAUAAGCUUGAGGAACUCCACCAUGACGACUACACCACAACAGUCAGGCUCACCAUCAAGGAGCUGGAGAAGGAGGACUUCGGAAAAUAUCUGUGCUACUCAAGAAAUUCCUUUGGAGAGAACGACGGCACGGUGGAGCUUCACGAGCUCACGAGGCCACAGACCACCACCAACAGGAAGAAGCCGCCCAUCAACCCCGAGCACGUGAACUCCAUUGAACAGUAUCCGAAGAGUGGUCACGGGGGCCGGAGCCAGAACCAGGUGAUUUUUAACCCCGGGGAGAGCGGCGGGGGGAUGGCGCCCGGGAGGAAGGUGAGUCACGAGCUGGGACAACGCAUGGACCUGGGCGGCGGCGUGGGCGGCGGUGUGGGCGGCGUUGGAGGAGGCGGCACAGGACAGCAUCAGACCAGCCAGCUCGGGCGAGGCUCCUCCGUGAAGAACAUCAUCUCAAGCAUGAUGCCCGGGAAUACAGGGACCUGCAGAUGUCCUCCGACCUCCCCCUUCCUCCUGCUCGGCUUCCUGGGGUUCCUGAUGCUUCCCCAGGCCGCCAGAUGAAGGACUUAGCCCCCUGCUACCCCCAGGAUGAAAACCCCACCCAAGGAUAGCCGAGGAGACCCCCCCCCCCUAUCAAGCUGUUAAAAGGCUCUAUUCACGCAGCUGCUUGCUAACUCUCUUCAUCCUGUGAGAAAAUAAAGGAUGUUUUUUUUUUUUUUUUUGAGAGAGAGAGAAAGAUUUGUACCUACACUUUUCCUCUUGCUGUGUUGCUUAGGUUUGCUGGUUGUGUUUAGAUGCUGCUAGUGGUGGUUAUGUUGUUCAUCUAGUACUGGUUAAUUUAUUUGAUCUGGUGUGUGUGUGUGUUUUUUUUUUUUUUAUAUAUAUAUUUGAGUCUUUUCUUUUUUUCUUGUCUGUAGGAUGUGAAAAUUGUCUUGUGGUGAUGAUGAUGGUAGUGGUGGUGAUGAUGAUGAUGAUGGUGAUGGUGCGGAAGAGUGUAGGGUAUUAUAUAUUAUGUUAAGUGAUUUAUUGUGACUGCUAGUGUAGUAGUUAUUAUUAUUAUUAUCAUUAUUAUUAUUAUUAUUAUUAUUAUUAUUAUUAUUAUUAUUAUUAUUAUUAUUAUUAUUAUUAUUACUACUACUACUACUACUACUACUACUACUACUACACCACCACCACCACCACCACCACCGCCACUCCUCUUAUCUUUCAAGUUGCAGUAAUUUCUCGUCCUCCAUUUAUUACUUGGUUUAAUUUCAACAUCACCUGAUAACUUGUCUUCAUAUGCUUGGUUUUUACUCUCCGUUCUUCGUUUUCUUUAGUUUUCCAUGUGUUGCUUGAGUUACCUGUCUCACCUGUCUGCUUAAUUACCACCUACUGACAUUUUGACACACUGAGCAGUAUUGCCAAGUCGAGGCGAUGUACCCUUUGCAACGCUGCCACUACUCUUCUCCUGUUUACAGAAAUAUGACGAAAAAAAAGUGUUGCCAAUACCAUUAGACUGAGAGUAACCUUUAGCAGUGUUGCCAGCAGCCUUGAAAGAGGGGUAGGUUACAUUUAUUAUAUAAUAUUAACAAGUGUUGCCAGUGACGUGGUUGACCUUCUGUGUUCCUAGUUUUUUGGCAGGUUCGGCCCGACAGUGUUACCAAUGGCUCAAUCCACUAUUACCAUAUCCCUGUGUUGCCUCAAAUUACCUACGUACAUGUGUGUGCACCUUCGAGUUGUACAUAGAGAUAGACGUACACGCUCUGCUAGAAUGACCUGUGUGUGUGUGUGUGUGUGUGUGUGUCGUAAAGGCAAAAUUAUAUAAUUACACUCGUAAGUAUGUAUGUAUGCAUGUAUGUAUGUAUGUAUGUAUGUGUGUAUGUUUGACUCGCUCAAGUAAGCCUCCUUGACGUCAUUUGCAAGAGGAAGGAAGAACAGAAGAAGAAGAAGAAGAAGAAGAAGAA